Molecule: messenger RNA, 7685 nt
Organism: Pogoniulus pusillus (Red-fronted tinkerbird)
Lineage: Eukaryota; Metazoa; Chordata; Aves; Piciformes; Lybiidae
Gene: BCOR
Product: BCL6 corepressor
Exons: 15
Coding region: 1428-6737 (1769 amino acids)
Biological process (GO): negative regulation of transcription by RNA polymerase II
Cellular component (GO): nucleus
Molecular function (GO): protein binding; transcription corepressor activity
Source: RefSeq, a predicted model, not a curated record
GGUUAAAUGAAAUGCCACACGUCCCGGGUAAAGGUCAAACUUCUCUAAUCCGCGGAUCCGUGCGGCGGCUACUUAGUCUGCAGCUUCCUCCUCUGGUUUACAAAACGUGUCACUAGCAGUGAUGCUGUGUGAGGACUGCACAAAAUAACCCACGGUAUAAAAAAAUAAAUACACAUAUAUAUUUAUAUCAAAGCGCAGCCACUCCUGUUCUUUAAACACUUGCCUAAUAUUAGAUGGCUGGCUGCUACUAGAGCUUUAUACGGCGCACUGUAAACGGUACAGCAAUACAGCGUCUUUAGAAUCUUUGCUAACCGUGGCACAGGUCAUUGUGUUUUCAUAAGUCGUAAAUAUGUAAGUCGGAGGUGUAAGAUAAACGAGGUACCUAAACCUAUUCAUAAGCAGCUGCCCGUAUUUAAGCUUAUAAAUACCGUGCGAGGGCUGCCCUUUAAAUCAAGCUCCAGAUGAACGGUUGAGGGCUAAUCGAAGUGGAUCGCUACGACUGCUUUUUCACCCCUCUCGCAGGGAUUUUCAUAAAUGUAGAAAUGAUCCUUUCAGUGGCCUGGAACCGGGCGGCAGCGGUGUGUGUGUGUAUCAGAGAUGGGUAAUUUAUUGCAUCGUUUUUAAUUUCCGAAAGGCCAGGCUGUUUGCCGAAGCGGCUGCCUCUCCGUCGGUGCCAGCGGCUCAAGCAGACUUAUUUUUUUCCCCUCUGUACCCCGGGCAGCCCUCCCUGCCGGCUGCCGUCACGCUGCUGCUGGCUCUGUGGCUUGUGCAGUGGAAACUGGCGGGCUGCCAGCCGGAGCUCGGAGGUGGAAAAGAGUAAAGGCGCCAAAAGGGAACUCGUGCGCCGCUGCCAUUCUCCUCCCGCCCCGCUUCCUGGCUCGCUGCAGCCGCCGGCACCGCUGGGCUUUCUCCAUCUACCCUUCCCCCCCCUCCCGCCCCCACCGUCGCGCCCCGAGGCUUUCAGCUCGUCCACUCGCCGCCGGGUAUCUCAGGGGCAGUGGAGAGGGUGGGGUGGGGGGACGGGAGUAUGCUGCCCUGUCCCGGGAGUCGCUGCUCUCACCUCCUCUGUUCCCCGGAGGCACAGGGAAGCGGCGUCUUCCUCCUUCCCCUCCCCCCCCGUCCCCGCGGGCAUCGGGUUUUUCUCGUUUCCACGCCAGGAGCGUGUUAACAAAACUUUGCUGCUGCUGGCGUCAAUGGUUGCCAAAAGUCUGUUGACGUUGCGAGGGAGACCCAAACGUUUCCCUUUUUAAUCAGCUGCCCAAACAGUGCGGUGUGUGCCUCUGCCUGUCUUUGCGGCGCGGGGCCGGAAAGGCAGCGCGGGGGGCGGUGGGUGUUCUCGGCUCGGCACGCUGGGGCCCCGCUCGGCAGCACGUCGGGGAGCAGAGUACAAAACUGUGAAGAAAAGCGACAAUUUUUAAGGAGACGUCAUGCUUUCUGCAACUCCCCUGUAUGGCAACGUUCAUAGCUGGAUGAGCAAUGAAAGGGUCCGCAUGUGUGGAAUUAAUGAAGACAGGAAAAUUCCCGUUAAUGAUGGUGAUGCACCGAAAAGCAGACUGGAGUUGAGGGAAGAAAAUCACCUGAAUCACAGUGUGGUGGAUGCGACUACAGCACAUCGCAUUGACAGUCUCGCAGCUCUGAGUAUGGACAGGUCUGGACUCAUGCGAGAAGGACUCCGAGUCCCCAGUAGUAUUGUCUAUUCCAGCUUGUGUGGACUUGGCUCGGAAAAAUCAAGGGAUGCUACGAGUUCAAUAGCUGGGCUUGGAUUUACUCCUGAAAGGAAUCCAGAGAUACAGUUUAAGUCUAAUCCCCCUGAACCAGUAGAAAACACAGCUGUCUCCGGAAAAGCCCCGAAUGGCUUCAGUGCUAUAUACAAAACACCACCUGGAAUACAAAAAACCUCUGUCCCAUCAGGGGAGACACUGGGUUUGGACCGAGCUGCGGGUGACAAGCAGAGUCCUCUCGGUGUCAAUGGUGCUAGUUACUUAAGGCUCCCCUGGGUAAACCCCUAUAUGGAGGGUGCAACGCCCACCAUAUACCCUUUCCUUGACUCACCAAAUAAGUAUUCGUUGAACAUGUACAAGGCAUUGCUACCUCAGCAGUCCACUUACAGCUUACCGCAGCACCUGGCUUACUCGCCUGUCUGUACGAACGGUGAACGUUUUUUAUACUUGCCUCCCUCCCACUAUGUUGCCCCCCACAUCCCUUCAUCGCUGGCAUCGCCACUGAGGCUUUCGACUGCUUCAGCUUCACCAGCAAUCCCACCUUUGGUGCACUGUCCAGAUAAGAAUUUAUCAUGGAAGAUGGGUGUCACCCCUGGCAGCCCUGUUGAUGCACACACCUACCCUCACAUCCAGAGCAACAAGCAGCCCCGGGUCCCUGCUGCCAAGCCAGCCCCCACCAACAUUCCGGCGGACCCCGCACUCCUGCUGCCACACUCUCCCCGGCCAUCUCCCCGCCUCCCUCUGCCUGCCCAGGUCGGGGAUGCCUACAGUGAUUUCCACAAACACUUUCCUAGGAUCACCACCUCUCCCUCCUCAGCUGUUACCCUUCCAAAGCCCUAUGUGAAUGUUGGCAGCGAAUUUCCACCUUCCCGCCUCUCCAAUGGGAAACUUCCCAAAGGCAGUGAUGCUGGGGAGGUUCCCCCACCAGCCACACCCCACGUGCGGAAAGCUGGCCAGGACCGGAAAGAUGGCAGGUCCCCUCCACUUCUGGAAAAGCAGACCCCAACCAAAGACGUUACUGACAAACCGCUGGACUUGUCAGCGAAAGUUGUCGAUGCAGAAAGUGCUGGCAAGUCAGAGCAUGGUAAGAAAAUGCCUCCGACAGUGCUGGUGCAUGGCAGGGUGGGAGGGGGAACGCACUUGCCUGGCAGCGAAAUUGUUCAGAAAGAAACAAUUUCUCCUGGGAAUGGCUGCCCCAUCUACAGGCCUGAAAUUAUCAGCACAGCGCCCUCCUCAUGGAUUGUUCCUGGUCCCAGCCCCGGCGAGGAGAGCGGGAAGAAUGUCCAACUGAAAAACAAGGCGCUGGACUGGGUGAUCCCACAGCAGCGGAGCUCUUCCUGCCCCAGGAUGGGCGGCACAGAGACAGUUGUUGGCAGCAUUUCGGGGACUGUGUCAACAGGGGGAAGGCCAGCGUCAGCGUCACCAGCUCCCAACGGCAAUGUGGAUUGCACCAAGAUGGCCAGGAGCUCUGCAGAGAGCACUGCCUCAGUUAUACAGCAUGUCGGGCAACCCGUUGCCACGCCUGUGAAACACAGCAAUAAGGUGGCCAAAUCCUGUGGCCAGGAAGCCAGCUUCAAGGCGAAUGAGACUGCCCUGGCCUCCAGCCCCAUUUUCCUGCCACCCAAUGAGGCAUUUCGUUCUCCACCUCUACCUUACCCCAGGAGUUACCUCCCAUACCCGGUGCCAGAAGGGUUAGCCAUUAGCCCUCUUUCCCUCCACGGGAAGGGACAUGUGUAUCCUCACCCUGUCUUGCUGCCCAACGGCAGCCUCUACCCUGGCCACCUGGCUCCCAAACCUGGCCUCCCCUACAGCCUGCCGGCAGGGCGGGGAGAGUUUAUGACCUACCAGGAUGCACUGGGGAUGGGAAUGGUGCACCCCAUGCUCCUUCAGCAUUCGGCUUUGGAGAUAAAUAAGGAGGAGAAAGCAGAAAGGAGGUCGCGCUCUCAUGAGAGGGUCCGCUAUGAGGACCCAGCUUUGCGGGGCCGGUUGCCAGAGCUCCUGGAGAGCAGUGGGAAGAUACAUUUUGAAGUACCUGGUGACAAGAGUGUGAAAUUGCACCAAAGCUCUGGUCAUGGCAAAAACUCAGCCAAAAGUGACAAACACCUCUUCCCGGAUCUUCUACGGGAUGAGCAAGAGGCUAAAAGCGAAGCAAACUUAACCAAAGCCAGCUUUGCUAUGGAAAGCAGUAAUCAGGCUAAUGACUCUACAAAGCACAAGGUAGAGCAGGCGUCGCAGCACAGAGAUUUUAUUGUAAUGAGAGAGGAGUUUGGGAGGAAUAAUGAUCUUCACGAAACCUAUAAUUUCAAGCAAGCCCAGAGUUCAUCUGUUUUUGGCUUAAGGAAAGAUGAUUUAUCUGUGAGCCAGCCUAAAGAGAGAGUGGCAGUCCAGCCUUCGCCCACUUUCUUGGAAAGUGCUCAUGAGAGUGAGACUCCGUCUCUGACUUUUGGCAAAGUGCAGGAGGAUGCAAAGCCGUUCUGCAUGGGGAACGUGCCGCCAAGCAUCGAUGCCAGUCAGACCUAUACCAAAGACGGAGCCGAUGAUGCGGAAUCUGCUGAUGGCAAAAUAUUGAAACCCAAGCCAUCUAAAUUGGCCAAGAGGAUCGCAAACUCUGCUGGUUACGUAGGUGAUCGAUUCAAGUGUGUGACAACUGAACUGUAUGCAGACUCCAGCCAGCUCAGCCGGGAGCAGCGGGCAUUGCAGAUGGAAGGAUUACAAGAGGACAGUAUUUUAUGUCUACCUGCUGCUUACUGUGAGCGUGCAAUGAUGCGCUUCUCAGAGUUGGAGAUGAAAGAGAGAGAAGGCCAAACAGCUACCAAAGACUCAGAGGUCUGCAGAUUCAGCCAGGCAGACUGGGAAAACUUGAAAGGAAACAGUGAAAAGAAGCCAAAGUCUGUCACUCUGGAAGAUGCCAUUGCCGACCAAAAUGACAAUGACAGAUGUAACUUUCCUAGUACAGAAAACAACCAAGGUCACCUUCCUGAGACUCCAGAGGAAAAAGAUCUCUCAGAUAAGAAAUGUUAUUUAGAGAGACAUUCUAUAUAUGAAAAAGCAGAAGAUCAUCCAACAGAAGAUAUUGGCCAAUAUCCAUGUCCACGUCUGGACAGGAAGCGUAAACAUUCUGGUGAGAGAGUGCAAAAUGAUGGCAGCCAAAAUGAAAACUUUGUGGAUGAACUGCAGGAUGAACUUGUAUCAAAAGCAAAAAAGAAAAAGAACUCCAAAGAUGACUGGCCUGAGAGGGAAAUGACAAACAAUUCCUCUAACCACUUAGAAGAGCCCAAUUGUAAUGAGGUGACCAACCUGAAGGUGUGCAUUGAAUUAACAGGGCUCCAUCCCAAAAAGCAGCGUCACCUGCAGCAUCUUAGGGAACUAUGGGAGCAGCAGGUGUCACCAGAGAGAUCCCCGUCCGGCAAGUUGGGCCGGCAAAGCAGGAAAGAUUUAGCUGAGGCUGUUCAGCCAGAGGCCACUGCAAAGGUCAAAGACUUCACAGAAGAAAGGCACACCAAGAAAAGGUCAGAGGCCAAAAGCAAUAGAAGUUGGUCUGAAGAGUCCCUCAAAACAAGUGACAAUGAACAAGGCUUGCCUGUAUUCCCAGUGUCUCCGCACAUGAAGAGCCUUUCAUCCACCAAUGCAAACAGCAAAAGGCAGGCUCAGCCAAGCUGUACUCCAGCCUCAAGGUUGGCUGCCAAACAGCAGAAAAUUAAAGAAAGCCGGAAGACAGAUGGGCUGUACACAGAUGAAGAGGAGGAUUUCCAACAUGCAUCUCUGCUGCAGAAAUACAGCGAGUGUGAGAAGCCAUCAGGGAAACGUCAGUGUAAAACAAAACACUUGGCACUGCAGGAGAGGAGAAGGAGGUCAUCUCUGACAGGGGAUGACACCACAGAUAUCGAAAAUGCUGAAGAUAAGGUCACGGUAACGAGGAAAGUCAGGAAACGGCCAGAGCCUCUUUCGGAUUGCGACUCCUCACCAGCCAAGUCGUACGAGCAGCAGAAGCAGCCAUACGAUCGCCUGCAGCAGACUCCCUCAUUGCUACCCGUCUCACAGCUCACGCAGCUGCCGAUCACAAGCCCCCCCCAGGAGACCACCCCGAGCCGGCCCAUGCCGCCUGAAGCGCGGAGGCUUAUCGUCAAUAAGAACGCUGGGGAAACGCUACUGCAGCGGGCAGCACGCCUGGGCUAUGAGGAAGUGGUUCUGUAUUGUUUGGAAAACAAGGUGUGUGAUGUGAAUCAUCGUGACAAUGCGGGUUACUGUGCCCUGCAUGAGGCCUGUGCCAGAGGCUGGCUGAGCAUCGUGCGGCAUCUCCUCGAGUACGGGGCUGACGUCAACUGCAGUGCUCAGGACGGAACCAGACCAAUCCACGAUGCGGUCGAAAACGAUCACUUGGAAAUUGUCCGCCUGUUACUGUCUUACGGUGCUGAUCCAACACUCGCGACCUACUCUGGGAGGACCAUUGUGAAGAUGACUCACAGUGAGCUCAUGGAGACCUUCCUUACAGAGUAUUUAACUGACCUGCAAGGUCGAAGUGUUGAUGACCCUGGUUUGUGCUGGGAUUUCUAUGGCAGCUCUGUGUGCGAUCCGAAAGAUGAAUCUGGGUUUGACAUCUUGGCAAAUCCUCCUGGCCCAGGUGACGAAGAUGAAGAUGGCUUUAGCGACGUGUUUGAAUUUGAAUUUUCGGAUGAGCCUCCCUUGCCGUGUUACAACAUUCAAGUGUGUCUAUCUCAGGGACCACGAAACUGGCUUUUGCUCUCGGACGUGGUGAAGAGGCUAAAAAUGUCAUCUCGCAUCUUCCGCUGUAACUUCCCCAAUCUGGAAGUGGUCACCAUCACGGAGGCAGAGUUUUACAAACAGACUUCCCUCAGCCAGUUGUUCUCUUGUGCUACGGACCUUGAAGCUUUUAACCCGGAGAGCAAAGAGCUGUUGGACUUGGUGGAGUUUACAAGCGAACUCAAGACUUUGCUGGGCUCCUCGCUUCACUGGUUGCAUCCGCAGGAGGAGCCUCCCUUCGACAUCCUCUGGUGAACCAUCAGGCCAUUUAAUGUACAGUUUCUCCUUUAUGUAUAUGUGUUCAAAUGCAAUUGUUUUCUGUAAAGAAAGGACACUAUUAAAUAUGAAAAUAGCUUUCCUUUAUAUAAAAAAAAAGAGAUCUGAAAUUCCAGUUGGAUGGAUUUUUUUGAAGAAAUUAAAAAACAACAAAAAAAAAUCCCAACCCCAAACCCCUUCAAAUCAGUUUUUACAGAAUUGUUAUAUAAUGUUUCUUUAAAUGCACACAACAGAGGCUUUGGGAUAAGUUUAUUAUUACUCUGGACACAGGUUUGUUUGUUUUUUUUAGCUGUCGGUUUUUAGUUUAGAGAACACACACCCACACAUCGACUUUGUUUCCUACAAAGCACUGAUUACCCAGAACAUACCUUUCUUUUUUAAUUCCUAGGCGAUGUGAUCAAAGUCAUGUGGCUCGUUUUUGGGAGAUAGACUUCAGUAAGGCACUUGGUGAUAAUUAUUUUUGUUUUGAGCUUGUUUUGGUUUGUUGUUUUGUUUUGUUUUGUUUACAGAAUUACCUGCUUUGGUCAGGUUAAGCACUAUUGAAUAUAAUUCAGUAGUUUGUAAUAUAAAUUAAACCAUAUCCAUACGCAUACAACUAAUUGUAAGAACUUUUAUAUCCUAAUUUAAAAGCUGUGAAAUUUAGUUUUCACACAUCAAACCGGAUUGUUUAUAUAUGUUUAAACAUUUUAUGCUCUUUAUUUAAAGAAGACUUUGAACUAUUUUUUCUGUACCUUGUAAAAUAUUGAGAAAAAAAAAUUAAAUAAAAACUAACAUAUGUUGAAGUUGCUUGAAAAAAAAACUGUACAUAAAAACUAAAUUUUUCUGAAUUGUGUGUUUAUGUUUGAGAUCUGUGUUUUAACUUUGUAAGUAAAUCUCCUGCCUUUGUAUUUAUAUUUUACAAAAAUUUUCUUAAAGGCAAUAAAACUG